This is a messenger RNA of Zootoca vivipara (common lizard), 1044 nucleotides long. The record is from RefSeq and is a predicted model, not a curated record. NCBI's taxonomy places the organism in Eukaryota, Metazoa, Chordata, Lepidosauria, Squamata, Lacertidae.
AUGGAUACCAGUGAUUCUGAGGUUGUGUGCAGGAGGAGCUUAGUCCAUGAAGCCUACAAGAGCAACACCUUGGAGGACUUCAGAGAUCUCAAGGAGUUCCUCAAAAUGGAUAUCGGCAACUCUGAGGUUGUGUGCAGGAGGAACCCAAAUGGGAAGAAACCCCUUGCCCUCCAGAGAGAUGCUGGCCUGGACAGCCCCCUGAGCUUAAACUACGAAGCCUACGAGAGCGACACCUUGGGGGGCUCUGGACACCUCAAGGAGGUGGACAGGAAGAGUAUCCCUCCCGCAAAUGGGCAGGGACUCCACAACAGCCCACCGCCACCAGUGGCCAACGUGAGCAAGAAUUUCUAUAGGAAUGCUUUGAUGGUGUUUCCUGCUUGGCAGGGGUUUGGACUGGAUGGCCCUUGUGUUGUCUUCCAACUCUAUGAUUCUUUGAUUCUAAGAAGUGUACCCAGAAGAGGAAGCACCAAGGCUGUUCAUUGGAGGAGGAGGAGCAGGCCACAGCAGUGGAGCUGCAGGACCAGCGCUCCCUGCCACCCAGCCCAGAGGAGGAGGUGGGAGCCCUCAAAUGUGUGCUGCAAUAUCAAGGAGGCCGCUGCAGAGGGGAAGCAGGUCGGGCUAGAAACGGAAAACGGAAAAAAGAGUCCCCAGCGGGGGUCAUCUGCUCAGAACUGCACCUUAGUCAAGGAGACUCCCAGCACCCCGUCAGAGCCCCACACGACCCCCUCAUGCCUCAGUCUCUGUUCCAUUGUCUCCUGGAUCCGGAAGGUCUUCAGGAAAGCGCUGCCGUCUGUGCCACCAGCGCAACCCAGCACCAGCAGCAGGGCACAAGUGGGGAGCAGGCCUCUGGCCAGGUGGCUGAGACGGUGGAUUAGCCAGCAGCACAGUCACGUCCACCAGCAGGCAAUGUGUCUCCGGCAUCUGAAGAACAAUCUGGUUCUGAAACAGGCCUCCCAGUUCCUCCUGGAAACGGGACAUGCCAGAGUCGCGUUGGUGGCCGUCUUGGGUCACCACCAACUGGGCACCCUGGCAGUCUUGUGUUAA